ACUCAUUCAACCUUCUUAUUUACUUAGCUCCUCUCCUCCCUCUCUCUCUGUCUCUCUCUCUGUCUGUCUCUUUCUCUUCCUCUCUCUCAGGUGCAGCCAGCUCGCUUCUCGGCUCCACCAGCUGUGCUCGUUGUUUUCCCUUUGAGGCCCUUUUUAGACCCUUCCUAAAGGAGAGAAAAUGAACGGAAGCCUGGAGAACGGUUCGUGCUAUGAUGAAGAUUGCAUCGACGGAGAUGGAGACUUCAUGUUCACGUCCGAGUCGGUGGGAGAGGGGCAUCCAGAUAAGAUUUGUGAUCAGAUCAGUGAUGCGGUGCUGGACGCUCACCUGAGGCAGGAUCCAGAUGCUAAAGUGGCCUGCGAGACAGUGUGUAAGACAGGCAUGGUCCUGCUUUGUGGAGAGAUCACGUCUCGUGCUAAUGUGGACUACCAGAAGAUUGUAAGGGACACCAUUCGACACAUUGGAUAUGACGACUCAAACAAAGGGUUUGACUAUAAGACGUGUAAUGUUCUGGUGGCCCUGGAGCAGCAGUCUCCUGACAUCGCACAGGGUGUUCAUGUAGACAGACUAGAGACGGAAAUUGGAGCAGGGGACCAGGGCUUGAUGUUCGGCUACGCUACAGAUGAGACAGAGGAGUGUAUGCCUCUCACCAUCGUACUGGCACACAAACUCAACGCCAAGAUGGCCGAACUCAGACGUAACGGCACUGUUCCCUGGCUCCGGCCCGACUCAAAGACACAGGUUACAGUGCACUACUCACAGGACAACGGAGCGGUAAUUCCUCGUAGAGUUCACACCAUCGUGAUCUCAGUCCAGCACGAUGAUUACGUGUCUCUGGAAGAGCAGAGGGAGGUUCUGAAGGAGAAGGUCAUCAAGGCCGUUGUCCCAGCCAAAUAUCUGGACGAGAAGACCGUCUACCACCUUCAGCCAAGCGGCCGUUUCGUCAUCGGGGGCCCUCAGGGCGAUGCGGGAGUGACGGGCCGUAAGAUCAUCGUGGACACAUAUGGAGGCUGGGGGGCUCAUGGAGGUGGGGCGUUCUCUGGAAAAGAUUAUACCAAGGUUGACCGUUCAGCUGCCUACGCUGCCCGCUGGGUGGCCAAAUCCCUGGUGAAGGCCAAGCUGUGCCGCAGAGUGCUGGUACAGGUGUCGUACGCCAUCGGAGUAGCGCAGCCUCUCUCCAUCUCACUCUUCACUUAUGGCUCCUCCCGAAAAAACGAGAAGGAGCUUUUACAGAUCGUCAGAAAGAACUUUGACCUGCGGCCUGGGGUCAUUGUCAGAGACCUGGAUUUGAAAAGGCCAAUCUAUCAGAAAACAGCAUGUUACGGACACUUCGGCAGGAAAGAAUUCCCCUGGGAAGAGGCCAAGGACCUGAACUUCUAACUCUGUUGAACUUUUGUGUGUGUGUGUUAUUUUGUUCACCUUGUGUGUAAAUGUGUUGUGUGUGUACCAUGUAUUUCUACUGAAUGUUCUCAGCAGUGCACGUGCAGGUGCGUGUCUGUGUCUCUCUUGCAUGUGUGAUUUAAGACAGUGACAUGGGCAGCUGUUGCCACACAUGCGCAAAUGUAAUGUGAUGGUGAUCCAAAAGAGGCAGCUGUGUGUGUGUGUGUGUGUGUGUGUGUGUGUGUGUGUGUGUGUGUGUGUGUGUGUAUCACGCUGUGAAAAAUAAACCCCAGAAAUCCUGGUCAUGA
Messenger RNA from Colossoma macropomum (tambaqui), 1686 nucleotides. Its product is annotated as S-adenosylmethionine synthase-like. Gene Ontology annotation, molecular function: ATP binding; methionine adenosyltransferase activity. Gene Ontology annotation, biological process: S-adenosylmethionine biosynthetic process. Lineage: Eukaryota; Metazoa; Chordata; Actinopteri; Characiformes; Serrasalmidae. The record is from RefSeq and is a predicted model, not a curated record. The transcript is spliced from 9 exons. The coding region runs from base 179 to 1378 and encodes 399 amino acids. Gene Ontology annotation, cellular component: cytosol.